This is a messenger RNA of Chelonus insularis, 565 nucleotides long. RefSeq names its product Riboflavin kinase (gene Rfk). The record is from RefSeq and is a predicted model, not a curated record. Lineage: Eukaryota; Metazoa; Arthropoda; Insecta; Hymenoptera; Braconidae. The coding region runs from base 45 to 530 and encodes 161 amino acids. Gene Ontology annotation, molecular function: riboflavin kinase activity. The transcript is spliced from 4 exons. Gene Ontology annotation, biological process: riboflavin biosynthetic process; FMN biosynthetic process. Gene Ontology annotation, cellular component: mitochondrion.
AAUGAGCUGUCUUACUUGGGAUUAAACUAGGUAUACACUGUUUAAUGCGUCUGAAGACUGACAGUUACAAAUACAUAUAUAAAAUGUGCAGUAAUGAUUUUCUGCCUUAUUUCGCAUCUGGUCAAAUAGUCAAAGGUUUUGGCAGAGGAUCUAAAGCUUUAGGCAUACCUACAGCUAAUUUUUCUGAAGAUGUUGUUGCUCUACUUCCAAAAGGAUUUAAAACUGGAAUUUAUUAUGGCUGGGCCGUACUCGAGGGACAAAUUUAUAAAAUGGUUAUGAGUAUUGGAUGGAAUCCAUUCUAUCAGAAUGAAAAAAAGUCUAUGGAGGUCCAUAUCCUUCAUAAAUUUGAUCGAGAUUUGCAUGGACUGGAAUUAAAAGUUAUUAUCACUGGAUUUAUUCGACCAGAAAAAAACUUUGAUUCAGUUGAUGCCUUAAUAGCAGAAAUUAAUAAUGACAUAAAAACAGCUGAUCAACUUUUGGACAAGCCUGAAAUGAUUGCAUACAAAUCUUCAGCAUUUUUAACUAAUUAAUAUUUAGUUACCAAUUUUUUGAUAUUUUUAGCAUU